ACCCAUCUCACCCAUCCAGCCUACCAGCCUGCCAGCUUAACAAACUAAACUACCAUUGCAUACAAUUGUUGCAACGAUUUUAUUUCCUUUGACUGAUAUAUCCGGACAUCAUUCUAUCAGUUCCCAGCUUGAGUAAAAUUCGUGCAGUCCUCACUAGCUACUCUUGCUCCCACGGGCCCGCACCAGCUCAUUUAAAACCAUUGCCGCUUCCCAAACUAGUUAUCUCAUCACUAUGACCUACUUUCUUGGUGAUGCCAGUCUAGAAUCUAUGGUUUAACUGCUCUCCUGCACUGAAUCAGCCUUGCAGAUAGAUGUGUUUUUAACUAGACAAAUAAGCUUCUACCGUAACGUUUGUCAGUUAACACGCUUUUCAGUUCAGUAACGACUUUUCACAAACGUUACAACUACUCCUCUUACCAAUAGUAACAGUAGUAGUAUUACCGUAGUAGUAGUAGUAGUUGUUGUUAUUGUAGUAGUUUUGUAGUCGUAAUCGUUAUAGUAGAAGUAGUAAUAAUACUACUACUACUUCUUCAAAUUAUAAUAAUAACAGCAACACUAACAAUACAAAGCUUCAUCGUCAUCAUCAGCUUCGAUUUACCUGCCACCGUUUUAUAAGGAUGCUACCGUGCUCAGGGAAAAGACAAUUCCUCCACGUUGACGGCCCCGGUAUCUUCUGCUAAUAUCACAAAGGACUCAAGUGAAUCCCAAAUGAACGGAAACGACAUCGAGCUGAAGUCAAAGCAGCCUAUUUUGGAGGCAUCAGGGGAAAAUUCUGGAAGCAAUGGUCCGUUAUUCAAUCCGAUUUCUAAGACGGGUACAGACACUUAUUGUCCGGAAGCGAGGACAGGCUGUGUCUCGUCUGAUGGAGAGCAGACGCUCAUAGAUAAAGAUGUAGAGAAAACUAUAUGCUCGGGUCCGAGUCAUAUGCAAGAUACUACAAAACGAGAAACAUGGGGAGGUACAAUAGAUUUCCUUUUAUCAAUUAUAGGUUUUGCAGUCGAUCUUGCCAAUGUGUGGAGAUUUCCUUAUUUAUGUUACCGUAAUGGUGGCGGUGCCUUUCUCAUACCAUACUUCUCUGUACUUCUACUAUUGGCCUUACCUUUAUUCUUCAUGGAACUGGUCCUUGGGCAAUUUCACAGGCAGGGACCAAUCACAGUAUGGAGAAUGGUGCCUUUAUUUAAAGGUGUUGGUUAUGCUUCAUGCUUCAUGUCGUACAUAGUAGCGUUUUAUUACAAUAUUGUUAUUGGGUGGAGUUUUUUCUACUUGUUUAAUUCAUUCACUGCGUCGUUACCAUGGAUGACAUGCAACAAUGAAUGGAAUACAAAAGAUUGCUGGCAACUGGACUGGUUCAAUGAUACCGCCCCACCAGAGAAUGUCACCUAUAAUCCCAACACCUCGGUGUCUUCGACAACAGAGUUCUUUGAACGUGAAACACUCAGUCUUCAUCACAGUUCCGGUAUCGAUGACCUAGGAUACAUAAAAUGGCAGUUAGCCCUCUGUACACUCUCCACGUUUAUUAUACUCUACUUCAGUUUAUGGAAAGGUGUUAAAAGCUCAGGAAAGGUCGUAUAUAUCACUGCAACGCUGCCAUACAUAGUUUUGGCUAUUUUACUCAUCCGUGGAGUUAUGCUACCUGGAGCUGCAAAAGGUGUUCGUUAUUUCAUUACACCGAACACCAGUAGACUAGGAGACCUCCAGGUGUGGAUUGACGCUGCAGUUCAAAUUUAUUUUUCGGUUGGAGCUGGUUUUGGAGUGCAUAUUGCUUAUGCCAGCUAUAAUAAGUUCAAACACAACUGCUACAGGGACUGUUUGAUAACUGCUGUCAUCAAUAGUUUUACCAGUAUAUUCUCUGGUUUUGUAAUCUUCUCCUACCUCGGCUAUAUGGCGUAUAAAACCAACAAGAAUAUAUCAGAGGUUGCUACUGAAGGUCCUGGUUUAGUGUUCAUAGUUUACCCAGAGGCAAUUUCUACCUUGCCUGGUUCGACAGCAUGGUCGAUUCUGUUUUUUCUUAUGUUGCUAACUCUAGGUUUGGACAGUGCGGUUGUAGGAUCAGCUUAUCUUUUCUCAUUACCUUGUGUGACAACAGGUGGAAUGUACGUCUUCAAAAUUCUCGACACAUUUGCUGCGGGUACAUCAAUUUUAGUGGCUGUGCUUUUCCAGGCCAUUGGCGUCAGCUGGCUUUACGGUGUCAGACAACUAUGUGAUGAUAUCGAAACGAUGCUUGGUUUCCGUCCUGGUUUCUACUGGAGAAUUUGCUGGAAGUUCGUUACUCCAGUUCUUCUAAUGAUCAUUGUCAUAUCGAGUGUGGUAACCUACGAACCGUUGGAAUAUAUAAGCUCCCAAUACCAUUACAUCUACCCUCUCCAUGCUAAUGUUAUCGGUUGGCUAAUCGCAGGAGCAUCGAUGGCAUUCAUCCCAGCUAUGGCAAUUUAUCAAAUGACCAAAUAUGAAGGGACAUUUAAAGAGAAACUCGCCCUCUGUAUAUCACCUGAGUGGGAACAUAGCGAGAUUCGACGGACUAAAUUUGUGAAAAGAUUUGAGACCAGUCAUUGGACAGCAUUUUGAGAGAUAACGGUGUUCCAAAACGAAAA
Messenger RNA from Octopus sinensis (East Asian common octopus), 2591 nucleotides. Its product is annotated as sodium-dependent noradrenaline transporter. Gene Ontology annotation, biological process: sodium ion transmembrane transport; dopamine uptake involved in synaptic transmission. The transcript is spliced from 15 exons. The coding region runs from base 709 to 2565 and encodes 618 amino acids. Gene Ontology annotation, cellular component: neuron projection; presynaptic membrane; neuronal cell body membrane. Lineage: Eukaryota; Metazoa; Mollusca; Cephalopoda; Octopoda; Octopodidae. Gene Ontology annotation, molecular function: dopamine:sodium symporter activity. The record is from RefSeq and is a predicted model, not a curated record.